Arachis duranensis is the source of this 699-nucleotide messenger RNA. RefSeq names its product protein FAR1-RELATED SEQUENCE 5-like. The transcript has a single exon. The record is from RefSeq and is a predicted model, not a curated record. NCBI's taxonomy places the organism in Eukaryota, Viridiplantae, Streptophyta, Magnoliopsida, Fabales, Fabaceae. The coding region runs from base 1 to 699 and encodes 232 amino acids.
AUGGAUUUCAAUGGGUUGUUUGGAGCUAAAGUGGAAGACUCGGAUGAGAACAGCUCUGAUGGAUAUUGUGGCCGUUAUUAUGCAAGUGACGAAGAAGGUGACGAGGAUGAAGGUGGUGAGCACUGCGGUGGUGAGGAAGGUGACCCUAUAGGUCAUAGAGAAGAUGAACACGAUAAUUUCUCAGGUGGUGCCAGUCAUGCAGUGGAUGAUGGAAAAAUUCAUCCAGUUGUCAUAGAGGAUUUCCUGGGCAGAGAGUUUGAUGGGGAGGAGGAUGCCUAUCUUGUGUAUAAGGAGUUUGCUAGAAUGAAGGGUUUUGGGGUCCGCAAAGGCAAUGUGGGGCGUGUUGAUGGGGUUUUGGUCAGGAGAGACUUUUUUUGCCGCCGACAAGGCACAAGACAUCCUAAGCACUAUGACCGUCCUGAGCGAGUUAGGGAGGAGAGAUUGGAGAGUCGAACCGACUGCAAGGCGAAGUUGAAGAUUUACUAUGAUGUGCAACGCAGUGUGUGGAAGGUCAGGACCAUCUUCGAUAAGCACAACCAUGAGCUUGCCCCGGCAAUGUUUUCCUACCUCCUGCCUAGCCAUCGCAAGAUGAGUAAUGGUGACAAAGCGCAAGUUGAUAGCAUGAAGCAGUUUGGGAUACCAACAUCAAAGAUAAUGGCUUACAUGGCUGGUCAAUCUGGAGGGUAUAGAAUGCUAUGA